This is a messenger RNA of Ictidomys tridecemlineatus (thirteen-lined ground squirrel), 4578 nucleotides long. It is a transcript of the gene Znf18, whose product is annotated as zinc finger protein 18. Lineage: Eukaryota; Metazoa; Chordata; Mammalia; Rodentia; Sciuridae. The record is from RefSeq and is a predicted model, not a curated record. Gene Ontology annotation, biological process: regulation of transcription by RNA polymerase II. Gene Ontology annotation, molecular function: DNA-binding transcription factor activity, RNA polymerase II-specific; RNA polymerase II cis-regulatory region sequence-specific DNA binding.
UCGUGGGCUGGGCUGGGCUGGCCCGGCUGUUGGUCGCUCCGUGUCGGGCCUGCUUCCCCGGCGUCAGCGAGAGACUUAGGCGGGCCACCCGGAACGGCGGCGGAAUCAGCGGACGCGCGCGUUUGUGCGCCAGGGAGCGCGCUCGCGGCCAGGGCGGGGGAGGGGCCGCCCGGGCUGUGCUUAGACUCCGGGUGCUGGGGGACACGCCUGCUACCUGACCUGGCCCGGCUCCUGGGGGUGUUGCCGGGUCUGUGCGCCGGGACGGAAAACGUCCCUGCUGCCUUCCACGGACGACUGAAAAAUGAGUCUCAGGAGGAGGGCUGCCGACCUGAUGUAGCCUAGGGUCUUUCUCAUCAGGGUGCUAUCGGUGGGGGUCAGAGGACUCAGGGUGUGGAGACCCUUCCACUGGUUAGCACGGUCCAGACAAGGCACUAAAUGCCAGUAGCUGCCCCCAUCCAUUUAUGACAACCCUCAAAGUGCCCCCCCCCCCGCAGCCUCCCAAAUUAACAAACGUUGGCAGUGCUCCUCCCCUAAUCGCAGGCUUUAGCACUUUCUAGGUUAGAAUUUGGUUCACUUGUGAGCUUCCAAGUUUCCAGAUCUGUGAACUUUAAUAGGUAACCUUGCAGGGUGAUUGUAAAGAUCAGAAAUAACGUGAGCAGAGUCUGAUAGCGGAUAAUAAUAGCUGCUCAACAAAUGGUUACUUAUAUGUGUAACCAUGUAACUUAUAAGAAUGCUUAUAUAUAGGUGCACAUUUAAAAAUUCUGAUUUGUUAAAGCCUUAAUAACAAGUAUGCAUUUGUGGUAGGUAAUUUAGGUGUUUUUGUUUGUUUGUUUGGUAACUAAUGGGAGCAGAUCCUCCGGAAGUCGAUGGGCUAUAAACUCAUAAGCCCUCUAUUAAGUGAAACUUUUUCUUACUACUAUAAUAGUGUGUAUUAAUUAACACCAGAUUUAAAUAUUAUUUAAGAUGUAUAGUUUUCCCCUUAAUGGCAUUUCACCUAAAUUGCUGUCCUAAUUCAGGAAACAAUUAAAUUUGAAUAAGUUUACACAUCAGUAUCUUGCUAUUUGAAAUCUUGGCACUUGUUAUUUAAAACUCAGAAGCCAAAUUCAUUUAGAUAGGGAAGGAUUUUUGUACAUAAGCAUUUUAAAAUUUUAUUUUAUGAAAUACGCUUUUCCUUUUUUCUUAAAGUGGUGCUGAGGCUUGAACCUAGGGUCUUGAGCGUGCUAGGCAAGUACUGUAGCCCUGAGCUAUGCUCCUAGUUCCUCAUUCAUUUUUUUUUAAAGAUAUUUGAAUGUAGGUUUCUCUGUAAGAAAUACUUCAGCUGCUUUCCAGAAAGUUUGAGAUACUGUUUUUAUUAUCAUUUGUUAUGAAAAAUGUGUUUUAAUUUUCUAUAUCUAUUUUGACUAUGGGUUAUUUUAAUAAAUCCCAUAAAUUGGGAUUUUUCUAAAUAUUGUUAUUCAUUUCUAAUUGCACUGUAGCUAGAGAAUAUGUACUUUAAGUUUCCAGUCUUUUGAAAUUUAAUUAUACAUAUAAUCUGUUUUGAUAGUGUUUAUUAUGCAAAAAUCAGUGUAUAUUCUGCAGUUGUUGGGUCUAGUGUCUUGUAAAUAUUAAUUAGUUGGCUAUAAUGUUAUUCACAUUUUCUAUAUCCUUAUUGAUUUUUGGUUUUGCAUAUUUAUCAGUUACUGAGGAAGGGUAUAAAAAUCUCCAACUCACACUGAAGAUUUGUCCUUUAGAAUUGUUACUAGAUACAUACACAUUUAGGGUUAUGUGUUCUAGAUGAUUUGAAUUAUUUGUUCUAGUGGAAUAUCACCCCCUGUCCUCUAGAACUAGGGAUUGAAUUUGGGGCUUCAUGCAUGCUAGGCAGGCACUGUAUGGUUAAACUACACCCCCAGCCCUGAAAUAGUCUUUUUAUUUCUCUUCAUAUGACAUCUACAUGUACUAGUAUAGCCACAGUAAUUAUUUAUUUUUCAUGAAUUAUUUUUCAUAAGAAAAUGACUCUUUAUUUUUCUCUUUGUCUUGGUCACAUACUAGCCAUAUCAACUUUCCUAUGUUUGCUCUUUGCAUAGACUUUUUCUCAUCCUUUUAUUUUCAACCUAUCCAUAUUUUUAUAUUUAAAUUGUCUCUUGCAGAUGGCAUAUAAUUGGGUCUUGCUUUUUACAAUUAGAUAAACUCUGUCUUGUAAUUUGAGUGUUUAGUCUGUUUGUAUUUGCAGUUUUUGAUAUUGCUUCCCUGUUGCCAUGAGUUGAGCAUGCCUUUCUGCCAUGACGCUUUACCUCAUCUCAAGCUCAAAGUAGUGGAGCCAGUUGACCUUGCACUGAAACCUCUGAUACGCACUCAAUAUCAUCUUCUCUUUAGCAUUCCUGAGAGGAUUUGGUUCUUCCCAGAGACAAUCCCACCUCAGAAACACUUCUCCUAAAAGAACUUGUGAAGCCAGACAAUGCCCAUUGACCUGGGGCAGGCCCUAGGCCUGCUGCCCUCAUUGUCGAGGAGUGAAGACUUUUCCUUCUCUGGACCAGAUGCUGCCCCUCAAGGGGAGCUCUCCAGCCCUGAGACUGCACGCCAGCUCUUCAGACAGUUUCGUUACCAAGUGCUGUCUGGGCCCCACGAGACCCUCAGACAACUUCGAAAGCUCUGUUUCCAGUGGCUGCGGCCAGAGGUUCAUACCAAGGAGCAGAUCCUAGAGAUUCUCAUGUUGGAGCAGUUUCUGACCAUUCUCCCUGGAGAGAUCCAGAUGUGGGUGCGGAAACAGUGUCCAGGCAGUGGAGAAGAAGCAGUGACCCUUGUGGAGAGUUUAAAAGGAGAUCCGAGGAGACUGUGGCAGUGGAUCAGCAUUCAAGUUCUAGGACAGGAAAUCUUAUCAGAGAAGAAGGAAUCCUCCAUAUGCCAAGUGGGUGAAGUGGAGCCCCAGCUUGAAGUGGCACCUCCAGAGUUGGGACUUCAGAGUACAUCCACAGGACCUCGGGAGCUGCUCAGUCACAUGGUGAAAGAGGAAUCUGAAGUGGAACCAGAAUUAGCUCUGGCUGCUUCCCAGCUUCCUGCCCAACCUGAGGACAGGCUCAUUAGAGACCAGGACUUUGGAGCUGCACUUCUCCCUGCAGCCCCUCAGGAGCACUGGAGACACCUGGAUUCCAGUCAAAAGGAGCAAUACUGGGAUCUCAUGCUGGAGACCUAUGGGAAAAUGGUCUCAGGAGGCAUUUCCAACACUAAACCUGACCUAACUAAUUCAACAGUAUAUGGGCAAGAGCUGACAGGACUGCAGCUUCAUGUCAGUGAGAAGAUCCCACGACUCACUUGUGUAGGAGAUAGACAAGAGAACGACAAAGAGAACUUGAACUUGGAAAAUCACAGGAACCAGGAACCACUGGUUGCUUCAUGUCACACCUUGGGUGAGGCACUUCCUCAGCCUGCCUUGAAGGACUUCUUCAGUGAAGAUGACUCUGGACACUUUGGAGAAGGGGAAAAUCUUCCUGAGGCACCAGAAAACCUUCAGAGUGAGGGGGCAGGGGAACAACUCUCUCCUCAUGGAAGGAGUUCUGAGAAGCAAGUAGGUCAGUCUAUGCCAAAUCCACCUCCAGCAGAACUGUCUGCCAUGUGGUUGGAGGAGAAAAGAGAGGCCAGUCAGAAGGGGCAGCCUCGAGCCCCCAUGGCCCAGAAACUCCCCACCUGCAGGGAGUGUGGGAAAACCUUUUAUAGGAAUUCACAGUUGGUUUUUCACCAAAGAACUCAUACCGGAGAGACAUACUUUCAGUGCCCCAUCUGCAAAAAAGCCUUUCUGCGGAGCUCAGACUUUGUGAAACAUCAGAGAACGCACACAGGAGAGAAGCCCUGUAAAUGUGAUUACUGUGGGAAAGGCUUUAGUGACUUCUCAGGAUUGCGCCACCACGAGAAAAUCCACACAGGAGAGAAACCCUAUAAAUGUCCCAUCUGUGAGAAAAGCUUUAUUCAGAGGUCGAACUUUAAUAGACAUCAGAGAGUUCACACAGGAGAGAAACCUUAUAAAUGUUCUCACUGUGGCAAAAGUUUCAGCUGGAGCUCAAGCCUUGACAAACAUCAGAGAUCCCACUUAGGAAAGAAGCCUUUUCAGUAGCCAUGCUCGCUCAGACCCCGUGUGUCCCCAGCUCUAUUUUAAAAAUGCUCAGUCCUACCUGGAGGAACAGCAUUCCUAAGAGGAUAUCUUGUUCUCUCUUUUCAUGGAUUGGAGGGAGAGAACCUGGACAUGGUUUUGGAUUGGAAGAUGUAUCAACCUCUGGAUCAGAUUUUACAGUGGCUUAAAUUCUUGCUGCUUUAUCAGGAGAAAGAAUAGUAUUUUUUUGUUUCAGGCCAUCUCUUUUUUUGGACCUGUUGCAAAGUUUCACUUAGAGGUUGGUUUUAGAAAUGCUCCCUGGAGAGAGUUUAACCAAGUGGCUGCAAUCAUUGCUUGUGGGAAGAACCUCAAAUCAGUCCUUGAGGAUUAGGGUUCUAGGGCAGGUAUCCUGAUGCAGAAGGGGAGGCAUAGAGGGCCAGUGAGCUCACAUAGGUAAAAAAGUUAACUUCAAGUGUCUUUUGUUUGAAAUAAACUUGGUUGAGUCACUCCCUAUUAUA